AUGCCCCUAGUAUUCAGAACUGUGGCACAAUUAGCUGGGAUUUCAUUAUCUUUGCUAGGAUGGGUUUUAUCCUGUCUUGCCAACUAUCUGCCAAAUUGGAAAAACCUCAAUCUAGAGUUAAAUGAGAUGGAAAACUGGACCAUGGGACUCUGGCAAACCUGUGUCGUCCAAGAGGAAGGUGGGAUGCAAUGCAAGGACUUUGACUCUUUCCUGGCUUUGCCCGCUGAACUCAGGAUCUCCAGGAUUUUGAUGUUUGUGUCUAAUGGGCUGGGGUUCCUGGGCCUGCUGGUCUCUGGCUUUGGCCUGGACUGCCUGAGGAUUGGAGAGACACAGCAAGGUCUCAAGAAGCGACUGCUGAUCCUGGGAGGACUCCUGCUCUGGGCCUCGGGGCUCACAGCCCUCAUUCCAGUCUCCUGGGUUGCCCACGUCACGGUUCAGGAGUUUUGGGAUGAGACUGUUCCUGAGAUUGUUCCCAGAUGGGAGUUUGGGGAAGCCCUCUUUGUUGGUUGGUUUGCUGGCUUUUUCCUGGUCCUGGGAGGGUCUCUGCUGAACUGCACAGCCUGCUCAGGCCAAGCCACUCCAGCUUCAGGCCACUAUGCAGCUGCAAUCACGCAAGAUCACUGUCAACAACUAGAGAUGAAGACUACCAGCCUGCACAUCUAA
Messenger RNA from Elephantulus edwardii (Cape elephant shrew), 663 nucleotides. It is a transcript of the gene CLDN22, whose product is annotated as claudin 22. The record is from RefSeq and is a predicted model, not a curated record. The transcript has a single exon. NCBI's taxonomy places the organism in Eukaryota, Metazoa, Chordata, Mammalia, Macroscelidea, Macroscelididae. Gene Ontology annotation, cellular component: bicellular tight junction; plasma membrane. Gene Ontology annotation, molecular function: structural molecule activity. The coding region runs from base 1 to 663 and encodes 220 amino acids. Gene Ontology annotation, biological process: cell adhesion; bicellular tight junction assembly.